AUGUGCCAUGCGCCACAAAAAUGGACCGAGUCUUUGCCGUGGGUAUUGUUAGGGAUACGAUCGUCGUUUAAAGAAGACUUGAACGCGUCGUCGGCUGAACUUCUUUACGGGGAGCCUCUUAGGUUACCCGGCGAAUUUUUUGAUCCUGUAAGUUGCGGUACAACUGAUGUCAGUGACUUCAUCGCUCGAUUGCGAGCUUUUGCGCAACAGUUACACCCGACACCAGCCUCGCGACAUGGUAGCAAAAGUGUUUUCGUUUAUAAGGACCUCGCCAAUACCGAUCACGUCUUCCUGCGUGAAAACGCGGUGCGGGCAUCAUUGCAACCUGCGUAUACCGGUCCUCACAAGGUCGUUUCUAGGAACGACAAAUCUUUUACUUUAUUAAUUAACGGGAAGGAAGUAACAGUCUCCAUUGACCGCCUCAAGCCAGCGUACAUUUUAUGCGACAGUAACAACAAUGCCGCAACUAGUGACGAUACUGUGGCUAAGGAUUAUACAACCCGUUCAGGACGCAAGGUGAAGUUCACCGAUUUUUAUCGCCCUUAA
Papilio xuthus (Asian swallowtail) is the source of this 546-nucleotide messenger RNA. RefSeq lists its product as uncharacterized. Bases 1 to 546 code for a protein of 181 amino acids. NCBI's taxonomy places the organism in Eukaryota, Metazoa, Arthropoda, Insecta, Lepidoptera, Papilionidae. The record is from RefSeq and is a predicted model, not a curated record. The transcript has a single exon.